Messenger RNA from Quercus lobata, 889 nucleotides. RefSeq lists its product as uncharacterized. The coding region runs from base 156 to 707 and encodes 183 amino acids. Lineage: Eukaryota; Viridiplantae; Streptophyta; Magnoliopsida; Fagales; Fagaceae. The record is from RefSeq and is a predicted model, not a curated record. The transcript is spliced from 3 exons.
ACUCAACUUUAUUCGUAUUCCCUUCUUCAUCUAAAUCCCAUAAAGAUUUGCCAAUAAAAAGCGUGGGAAGUUGCCCAUAGAAUUAGAAUCACUCCCUUCUCCUUUUCUACAAUCACCGCUAUCAAAGCUCUGAAUUCAGAGAAAGGAGAAAAAAAAUGGCCAGAAACUAUGGCUUUCUUGUCUGCCUCUUGAUCAUGAUUUUGGACAUUAUUGCUGGGAUUCUUGGCAUUGAAGCUGAAAUCUCUCAAAACAAGGUGAAACAUUUGAGGAUGUGGAUUUUUGAGUGUAGAGACCCAAGCUAUCAGGCUUUCAAGCUAGGGUUGGCUGCAAUUAUACUUCUACUCCUUGCUCAUGUUAUUGCUCAGUUGCUUGGUGGUUGCACUUGCGUUGGGUCCAAGGCGGAGUUCUCAAAUUCCACACCAAACCAGCAAUUAGCUAUUGGUUCUCUCAUUUUCGCUUGGAUCGUAUUAGUCAUUGCAUUCUCGAUGCUCAUCAUAGGAACAAUGUCGAAUUCGAGAUCAAGAAAAUCUUGUGGGAUAGCACACCAUAGAUUCCUGUCUAUAGGAGGGAUUUUAUGCUUUGUUCAUGGACUAUUUGCAGUUUCCUAUUAUGUGUCUGUCACUGCUGCCCAAAGAGAAAAACAGAGACUACAGCCAAGGAACCCUGCUGGAGGUGCUGCAGGGCCUACAAACACCGCCUCUGUUUAAUUUUACAGUACUAUAUUUUUCUCUUUUUGUCAAGUUUGAACUCUUUAAUUGAAAUAAGCUUUACAUACAUCAAAGCACAGGAGUGCCUUUAUUUAAUUGGUUGUAAUUUGUAGGAUGAUUGUUUGAAAACAUUGUUUUCCAAUUACUUUUUUAGCGGUAACCUUUUGAAAUUUGAAGGAAAA